Brassica napus (rape) is the source of this 1836-nucleotide messenger RNA. Its product is annotated as sugar transporter ERD6-like 17. Gene Ontology annotation, molecular function: sugar transmembrane transporter activity. NCBI's taxonomy places the organism in Eukaryota, Viridiplantae, Streptophyta, Magnoliopsida, Brassicales, Brassicaceae. The transcript is spliced from 17 exons. Gene Ontology annotation, cellular component: membrane. The record is from RefSeq and is a predicted model, not a curated record. The coding region runs from base 99 to 1607 and encodes 502 amino acids. Gene Ontology annotation, biological process: transmembrane transport; carbohydrate transport.
UUGACAAAACAAAGCAUACGCCUCUCUCUCUUCCCUCUAUUUUCUUACCCUCUCUCUCUCUAGCUUUCUAGAAAUUCUGUUUUACACUACAUGUGUUUAUGAUGGUGGUCGAAGAAGAAAGAAGUAUGGAGGAAGGGCUUCUCAAGCUGAAGAACCAAAACGACACUUCACACUGUCGUAUUACUGCCUGUGUUAUCCUCAGCACUUUUGUCGCCGUAUGCGGCUCCUUUUCCUUUGGUGUUGCGGUUGGUUAUACUUCAGGUGCUGAGAUAGGAAUUAUGCAAGACAUGGGCCUUUCUAUUGCAGAAUUUUCAGCAUUUGGCUCAUUCUCCACGUUGGGAGCUGCUGUCGGUGCGCUGUUCAGCGGUAAAAUGGCGAUCAUGCUAGGAAGAAGAGGAACAAUGUGGGUGUCCAAUAUCCUCUGCAUCACUGGUUGGCUAUCCAUCGCUUUCGCUAAGGAUGUGUUGUGGCUGGACUUUGGAAGAAUAUCAUCAGGGAUAGGAAUCGGCUUGAUUAGCUAUGUGGUACCUGUCUACAUAGCCGAAAUUACGCCAAAACAUGUUCGCGGUACAUUUACCUUUUCAAAUCAGCUUCUUCAAAACGCUGGAGUCUCCAUGGUUUAUUUCUGCGGGAAUUUCUUGGACUGGAGGAUGAUGGCUUUACUAGGUGCUUUACCAUGCGGCAUUCAAGCAAUCGGUUUAUUCUUUGUACCAGAAUCCCCAAGAUGGCUGGCAAAAGUUGGUACGGAAAAAGAACUAGAAAAUUCACUGCUUCGGCUUAGAGGGAGAGAUGCUGAUAUUUCACAUGAAGCUUCAGAGAUUCAACUUAUGACCAGAAUGGUAGAAAGUGAUUCAAAGUCAAGCUUUUCUGAUUUGUUCCAGAGAAAGUAUAGACAUACUCUCGUGGUAGGAAUCGGGCUAAUGUUAAUUCAACAGUUCUCAGGAAGUGCUGCUGUAAUCUCUUAUGCAAGUACCAUUUUUAGAAAAGCUGGGUUUUCGGUUGCCAUUGGAUCUACGAUGUUAGGCCUAUUCAUGAUACCAAAAGCCAUGAUUGGUCUAAUUCUUGUAGAUAAAUGGGGCAGACGGCCGCUCUUGUUGACUUCUGCGUGUGGGAUGAGCAUAACUUGCAUGCUUCUUGGACUCGCUUUCGCAUUACAGGUUAUUUACGUUUUUAUAUAUAUGUUUUUUGGUCAUAUAUUCAAUUCUGAACCAAUGCUUUUGUAUAUUUGGUAUGAGCAGAAAAUGCAAUUACUUCCAGAACUAACUCCAGUAUUCACGUUUAUAUGCGUUACGCUGUAUAUUGCAACUUAUGCAAUAGGCGUGGGAGGUCUCCCUUGGGUAAUUAUGUCAGAGAUAUUUCCAAUAAAUAUAAAAGUAACAGCAGGGAGUUUAGUUACGUUAGCCUCAUGGUCAAGUAGUUCCAUCGUCACUUACGCUUUCAACUUUCUAUUCGAAUGGAGCACUCAAGGAACAUUUUACAUAUUCGGGGCUAUCGGAGGAGGAGCGUUGCUCUUUAUUUGGCUGCUCGUUCCGGAAACGAAAGGAUUAUCACUUGAAGAAAUACAAAUUUCGCUUACAGGUCAGCCCGAUGAGAUAAGCCAUAUGUAGAUUGAAAUGUUUAUAUUUUUAUUUAAAUUCAGUUUAUGAUGCUAUGCUCAUCGACAAAGAGAAUUUUACCCUUUUUCAUUCUGUGAUUAGUAUUUUAGUUUUUCUAAUACUUAAUUAGCCAUUUUAUGUAUUUUUCCGUGAUUGUAAUUAAACACGGCCUAUGUUCAUUGUAUAUUUGUAUUCUAUUUGUAAGAUAUUAAACAAAAUGUAUCAUUCUACAUCAUUUACA